This is a messenger RNA of Panicum virgatum (switchgrass), 3114 nucleotides long. RefSeq names its product probable methyltransferase PMT24. Gene Ontology annotation, cellular component: cytoplasm; endosome; trans-Golgi network. Gene Ontology annotation, molecular function: methyltransferase activity. The coding region runs from base 64 to 2910 and encodes 948 amino acids. The record is from RefSeq and is a predicted model, not a curated record. Lineage: Eukaryota; Viridiplantae; Streptophyta; Magnoliopsida; Poales; Poaceae. The transcript is spliced from 3 exons.
UCCUCCUUCUGCUCGUCGGCGACCAUCGUCUUCUUCGUGGCGCUCUGCCUCGUCGCCGCGUGGAUGAUGGCGUCGUCCAACAACAUCGCGGUCACCGUGUCGCCGGAGAACACCAAGUCGGGCGCCAAGGACCAGGAUCGGUCCGUCGACUUCGCCCGGAGCGGUGACGCCGUCAGUGACACGCCGCAGACGGGAGGCCAGGUCGGGGACGCCGUCAGGAAAGAUAACGUCGACACUGGCGGCGGCGUCGGCACGACGCAGACGAGGGACGAGGCUGGCGACGGCGACACGUCGGAGGACGGCGCUGGUGACUCCGGCAAGAAGGACGACGGCGCCGGCGCCGCGCAAACGACGGGCCCUGCCAGCAACGACGUCAACCGGGGCGACGCCGCGGUGACGUCGGAUGCGACAGGAGGCAACACCACCGCCGCUGCCAGCGCCACGGUGGCCGAGGGCGAGACGCCGUCGAAAAACCAGACUUUCUCCGACGAGAACGGCAAGACGGAGGGCGGCGAGGUGGCCAAGCCUGAGGACCCCGACAAGAAAGUUGAGCAGAGCGCUGAGCAGGAGACGAUCGACGCCAGCAACACCACAAGCAGGCAAGCCGAGAAGACCAGCACCGACCAGAGCACGGACGAAACCGGCAGCCAGGCAGACAAGAACAACACCGAGGAGACGACGUCCACCGAUGCCAAGGACACACGCAGCCAGGCUGAUGACAAGAACGCCGAGGAGGCGUCCACCGACGACAAGAAUGCCGGCGGCCAACAGGCUGACAACAGUUUCCAGGAGACAUCCACCACCACCGACGCUGACAACGCCGGCGGCCAGUCCAGCAAUAGCACCAAGGAGACACCGGCAGAGUCAGAGGAGGCCAGUGGUGGCACGGCCAAGAACCAGACGACCUUGGACGACGUCAACGGCAAGAUGGUGAACGGCGUGAAAGAAGACUGGACGGCCGGCGAGAAGAACUCCGAUGAGUCUGCCAGCAGCGACAAGGUGGACGACGACACGAGCACCGGGGCGGCAUCAAAGGACGCCACUUCCGGAGGCCAGAACGUCGCGGCCGAGACCAUGGCCGCAUCUGCAAGUGCGGAUGGCACCAACGGCACGAUCACGGACAACGACUUGGCAAUGAACAGCAGCGCCACAUCCCAAGACAAGAAAGACAAGGCGGAGCUGCUGCCAAGCGGGCAGGCCGAGCUGCUGAACGAGACGGCGUCGGCAGUGGCGGAGAACGGCACGUUCCCGACCCAGGCGGCGGCGUCGAGCGAGGAGAAGAAGAAGAAGAAGAAGGGCAAGGAGGACAAGGGCGUCUCGACGACGUACAGCUGGAAGGUCUGCAACGUGAGCACCGGCGCGGACUACAUCCCGUGCCUGGACAACGAGGCGGCCAUCAAGAAGCUCAAGAGCACCAAGCACUACGAGCACCGGGAGCGGCACUGCCCCGGCGCGGCGCCGACGUGCCUGGUGGCGCUGCCAGAGGGGUACCGGCAGCCGAUCCCGUGGCCGCACAGCCGCGACAAGAUCUGGUACCACAACGUGCCGCACACGGGGCUGGCGUCCUACAAGGGGCACCAGAACUGGGUGAAGGUCUCCGGCGAGCACCUGACGUUCCCCGGCGGCGGCACGCAGUUCAAGCACGGCGCGCUGCACUACAUCGAUGUGAUCGGGGAGGCGCUGCCGGAGGUGGCGUGGGGGCGGCGCAGCCGCGUGGUGCUCGACGUCGGCUGCGGCGUCGCCAGCUUCGGCGGGUUCCUGUUCGACAAGGAUGCGCUGACCAUGUCGUUCGCGCCCAAGGACGAGCACGAGGCGCAGGUGCAGUUCGCGCUGGAGCGCGGCAUCCCGGCCGUGUCCGCCGUCAUGGGCACCAAGCGGCUCCCGUUCCCCGGCAACGCCUUCGACGUCGUCCACUGCGCGCGGUGCCGCGUGCCGUGGCACAUCGAAAGCGGCAAGCUGCUGCUGGAGGCGAACCGCCUCCUCCGCCCCGGCGGCCUCUUCGUCUGGUCGGCGACGCCCGUGUACCGGAAGGUGCCGGAGGACGUGGAGAUCUGGCGCGCGAUGGCGGCGCUCACCAAGUCCAUGUGCUGGGAGAUGAUCAAGAGGACGAGCGACACGGUGGACCAGACCGCCAUGGUGGUCUUCAAGAAGCCGACGAGCAACGAGUGCUACGACGCGAGGCCGCCGCGAGCGGAGCCGCCGCAGUGCGAGGCCUCCGACGACCAGGACGCGGCGUGGAACGUCACCCUGCGGGCGUGCCUGCACCGCGUGCCCACCGACCCGUCCGCCCGCGGCUCGCAGUGGCCGGCGCGGUGGCCGGACCGGCUGGCCGCCACGCCCUACUGGCUCAGCGCCGACCAGGUGGGCGUGUACGGCAAGCCGGCGCCCGCCGACCAGGAGCACUGGAGGAAGGUCGUCGCCAACUCGUACCUCGACGGCAUGGGCAUCGACUGGAACAACGUCCGGAACGUCAUGGACAUGAGAGCCGUCUACGGAGGGUUUGCGGCGGCGCUCCGGGACAUGAAGUUGUGGGUGAUGAACGUGGUGACCAUCGACUCGCCGGACACGCUGCCGGUCGUCUACGAGCGCGGUCUCUUCGGGAUGUACCACGACUGGUGCGAGUCCUUCAGCACCUACCCGAGGUCCUACGACCUUGUGCACGCCGACCACCUCUUCUCCAGGCUCAAGAGCAGGUGCAAGCUGCUGCCGGUGAUGGUCGAGGUGGACCGGAUCCUACGGCCGGAGGGGAAGCUCAUCGUCCGCGACGACAUGGCGACGGUCCAGGAGGUCCAGAGCAUCGCAACAUCUUUGCACUGGGAGGUGAGGAUGACGGUGUCCAAGCAGGGGGAGGGGCUGCUCUGCGUCGGGAAGACGAUGUGGCGGCCCAAGGAAGUUGAGACGCCGAGCUAGUGCAAGUUGAUGACCCAUGACUGCAGCAGCUCUUCUUCCAAAGAGAAUGGUAGCACCUAGCAAAAUACAGAAUGGCAUUCCUGCCACAUUACAUUGCAAUAAUCAAGAUAGCCAUUGGGUUGUAUACAGUGUCCCUGUUACCGAGUUUCGUAGCUGUAAGUACUAGCUCUAUUUAAUUCACAUCAGUGUUUCAAGCAUUGACUG